GUCGCCAGAGCCAUUCCUCACAGAAUCUGUUUCGUACUGCAGCUUAAAUGAUCAUGAUGACCUAAAAGCUUAGGUCUUGAAGAUUUGAUCAUCAUGUACGUAUGAUGUGAGCGGACUUUUUCGGAGAUUUGGAAUCGAGUGCGUGCAAUCAAGAGCAUAGGUCGGAUAACAGACGCCAGGAUAAUUCGUUAAAAUGAGCCAGAAACCCUCGGGGCUCCGGCCCCCUUCGAAACUUCCUGCAAAGAGUGCCAAUGCUAAUGUGCUGAACGCCGUCACACAGAGUGCACGUAAGGCGGGUCUACCGACGCCUGCAGCCGAACAGUAUGCUCACAGGGUGGCGGCAAAACUCCACCAUGCGUCUGACUCUGGCGCCUUGUCACAGACGGGCGACGGCUACAUCGUCGGCGACCGCGUCUGGGUUGGCGGCACCAAGCCGGGCCUCAUCGCGUUCCUCGGCGAGACGCAGUUUGCGCCGGGCGAGUGGGCCGGCGUCGUGCUCGACGAGACGAUCGGCAAGAACGACGGCUCGGUCGCCGGCGUGCGCUACUUCCAGUGCGAGGCAAAGCGCGGCGUGUUCUCGCGCGCCGCCAAGCUGACACGCGCACCUUCUGAGGACGGCGUCGCCGCCGCGGCCGCGGCCGCCACCCCGACGCGACCCCCCGCCGCGAUGCCGGCGCGCCCGCAGAAUGGGCUGACGGCGGCGAACCUCGCGCGAGUCGCCAAGGGGGCGGCGCCGCCGCCGGGCGGGCUUCGCAAGUCGUCGCUGACGGCGUCCGUGAGCAGUCUCGGGUCGGAGAGCGGUCGGGAGCGCAAGUCACUGCGCGUCGGCGACCGCGUGCUCGUCAGCGGCACGAAGACGGGCACGCUGCGCUACCUGGGAGCGACGGACUUUGCGAAGGGCGACUGGGCCGGCAUCGAGCUGGACGAUGCGCAGGGCAAGAACGACGGAUCGGUCGCGGGCAAGAGGUAUUUUGACUGCAAGCCGAAGUGCGGGCUGUUUGCGCCCGUCAUCAAGGUGGUGCGUCUCGCUCGGCCGCCCCCGCAGGUGAAGCCGCUCACAAGGCAGUCGCUGUCCAGCCACACGCCGGGCGCACUGACGCGCUCCCGCAGCGGCAGCCAGGAUUCCAUCAACACCCUGAGCUCCACCUCCUCCCGAGGACGGGUAAGGUUGGGUGUGACUUCACUAACCAGCCAGUCGUCUCCCAAGGGCGCGCAGCGGUCGAACGUGCAAGCUACCCAUAAUGCAUUGCACGACGCUCUCAGAGAGAAGGAGCAGCAUCUUGAUCAGCUGAUGCGAGAGCGGGACAAUGAGAGGUGUGACUUCGGACGCGCGGCUGCCAAGGCAGAUGAGUUGGAGCAGGAGUUGGCCAAACUGCGGACAGAUUACGAUCGUCUUGCCGAAGAGAGUGCAGAAAACAUUGGGGUUCUGCAAGGGGACUUUGAAAAUACAGAUGAGGCAAAUACGUCACUGGCAAAUCAGCUAGUGGACGAACAGAGGAAGUGUGAGGACCUUCAGUUUAGAGUAGAAGAGUUAGUCCUGAACAAAGGAGAGUCACUAGACGGUGUCGCAAACAUAGAGCGGAUAGCCGAACUCGAAGAAAGCCUCUUGAAAGAGGCGGCAAAGAUACAUGACCUUGAGAGUGCGCUGAAGGAGGAGAGAGAUCGCAUCAAAACCCUGGAGGAAAAAGCGGAAGAGUCGGUUGCCGGCAGCGAUGCGCAGCGUACGCUGAUGGCGUCCGUGGUUGAGGAGAAACAAGUGCUCACUGCACUGGUGGCCGACCUACAGGGAAAGGCAACGGAGUCUGAGCAAAACUGUCAAACACACCUUAGUCAAGUGGAAGAACUGCAACGAAAGUUAACGGCAGCAGAUGAGAGGGUGCAAGAAGUGGAGGGUAGUCUGUCUGCUAUGGCUGGAGGACAGGAUGAAAGGCUUAUACAAUUGGACUCCAGUCUGAAGACAGAGAGAACAAAGGUAGAAGAGUUAAAUUCAAAUCUGCAGGCAGAAAAGACAAAGUUAACACAGUUAGAUCUGAGUUUGAAGGGAGAAAAGACAAAGGUAGCCGAGUUAGACUCAAGUUUGGAGGCAGAGAAAGCAAAGGUAGUAGAACUGGAUUCAAAUCUGCAAGCAGAAAAGACAAAGGUAGCCGAGUUAGACUCAAGUUUGGAGGCAGAGAAAGCAAAGGUAGUAGAACUGGAUUCAAAUCUGCAAGCAGAAAAGACAAAGGUAGCCGAGUUAGACUCAAGUUUGGAGGCAGAGAAAGCAAAGGUAGUAGAACUGGAUUCAAAUCUGCAGGCAGAAAAGACAAAGGUAACAGAGUUGGACUCAAGUUUAGAGGUGGAAAAGGCAAAGGUAGCCGAAUUGGCAUUCAAGUUUGGAGGCAGAGAAGAUUAUGAGCAGAAAGGCUACAGGUCCAAACGACAGCUUCGACAGAAGGACCGAAAAGUCGAGGAAUUGCAAUCAACAAUCACAGAUAAGGGUUCUGAGAAAGCUGAGGUACAGAAGCAACUGCAGUCGAGCCAGAAGAGGCAGUUCAACUUAAAGAACAGCUUGAUAGUCUACAGAGUGAGUUGCAAUCUACAACUGAGGCUAAAGAAUCCGAGUGUCAGACCUACAGAAAACAACUUCACUCCAGCCAGGAAGAGGGCGGUUCAACAUAAAGAACAGCUUGAUGGUCUGGAAAAACAGUUGCAAUCUACGACCGUAGCUAAAGACUCAGAGACAUCGGACCUACAGAAGCAACUGCAGUCCAGCCAGGAAGAGGCAGUUCAACUUAAAGAACAGCUUGGUAGUCUACAGAAAGAGUUGCAAUCUACGACUGAGGUUAACGAUUCUGAGGCUUCAGAACUACAGAAACAACUCAAAAACAGUCAGGAAGAGGCAGUUCAACACAAAGAACAGCUUGAUAGUCUACAGAAAGAGUUGCAAUCUACGACCGUGGCUAAAGACACUGAAACAUCGGACCUACAGAAGCAACUGCAGUCCAGCCAGGAAGAGGCAGUUCAACUUAAAGAACAGUUUGGUAGUCUGGAAAAACAGUUACAAUCCACCACUUUGGCUAAGGAUACUGAGACGUCAGAGGUACACAAGCAACUACAAUCCAGUCACGGGGAGGCAGGUCAGCUCAGAGAACAGCUGGCUAAGCUGCAAGAGGAACUGAACAUUCUCAGUGCCGACAAAGAAAAUUUGAAGGCUGAGCAUGAAGCCACCUCUGCGCAGCUGGAGACGGUGAAGUCUCAAGCGCAGGUCAUCAUAACUGAGAGUAAGGAGAAGGUGACGCAGCUGUCAGAGACCAUGCAGGAAAAGCUGGCCGAAACGCAGAAGCAACUCAGUGAGCUGACUCGUGACCGCGACGCAGCCCUUUCGCAGAGCAAGGAGGUAGCAGCAGCGCAAGAUGAACUGAAAAGGGUUCGUGAAGAAGAGGAAUUUACAAAAGCAGAGAUGCAGACUGAGCUGGAGGAACAGAAGGACUCCUUGGGCAAAAUGAAGCUGGAGAUCAGUGAAUUGCUUGCAGCAAACGCACUGCAGAAGGAGGAAGCUGAGAGACUCCUGCAGCAAGGAGCGCAGGGAGAGCAUGCCCUGUCAGAGCAUUUGUCUCAACAACGGCAACAGUUGGAGCAGAACAAGGUGCAGCUGCUUGCAUAUGACGAACUUAAAAAGAUGCGUGAGGAGGAGGAGUUUAAGAUGGCGGAGAUGCAGGCUUGCAUGGAGGAGCAGGAGGAGAGCAUGGUGACGAUGAAGGAGCAGAAUGCUACGCUGCAAGAGAAGGUGCACUCAUUUGAACAUGAACUGGACGAGCACAGGAAAGGACUGGCAAAUGAGGAACAGGCAUUAACUAUAAAGCUGUCAGCGUUACAACUUGAGCUGAGUCAGACGAAGAAGCUAUUGGACGAGUCGAAUUCCACGCGUGGAACGAUCAGUGAUGAACUAACGCGACUGAAGUCUAUAGAGCUGGAUAAAGCAGAGCUGGAGAACUCGAAAGAAACUUUAGAAGAACAGCUUCAGAUGGCGGUGCAAAGAGAAAGGGAUGCUAUCCAGUUAACGAAGAAGUUGAAAGAGGAGCUUGUUAGCAAGGUGGAUGCAGGUAACGAUGCUGUUUCACAAAAGGAUCAGGAUCUUGAGUUUAUGCAGGCUGAGUUAUCAGUGCUCCAGGCAGAGAUUGCUGCAGUGGAUAAACUAAAGGUUGCCAUAGCGACGCUAGAGAAGGAGAAGUUGCUGCUGACUGGGAGGCUGACGGAGGUUGAGUCGUUGCAGGAUGCUGAGAAGGCAGCUAACGCCGCCCUUCUGCAGGACAGUGCCGACCCUCUAGUGAACAGGCUGAAGGAGGAAUAUGAGUCAAGUGUCAGCCAGGUUGACUUUCUCAACGGCGUCAUUGUCGACCUUCAGCGCAGGAACGAUGAGCUGAUUGCUAGGAUUCGCAUUCUCGAAGCGACGGAGGAGGAUGUCGCCAACCUUCAGUUAACUGGCAGUCCUACGAGAUUGAUGGCGCCGCGGCUGUUCUGUGACAUCUGUGAUGUGUUUGACCUUCACGAGACAGAGGACUGUCCAACACAGAUGUCAGAGAGCCCACCGCAAACACACUACCACGGCGCCCGCGAUGCUGAUCGACCUUACUGUGAUAUCUGUGAAGUUUUUGGUCAUUGGACAGCAGAAUGUGAUGAUGAGCAGACAUUUUAGCAAAAGAAAAAUUUCUAAACGGCCGUUUGUAUCAAAACAAAGACAGUAGCUAUAUGUCAGUUUGUCAUGGGCGCCAUAGUGUGUGUGCACAAAACACGUACAACCUGAAUGGAAUGUAGUGAUGGAGACGAGCAUGAUCAGGUUUGUUCACACUGAACUUGCAUACUUAAUUGGGAAGAUAGAUAGGCUAUACCCUAGCUUGCUACUCACUUGUCUUCAAACCCUGUGUGUCAACCUUGAUUCAAGGUUAAUCUAGCUAUCUCAUUUCCAUGCCUACCACAGUGGUAGUUCCGGAAACGUCCACCUAUUGUAAAUCGACGAUCGUUGCUCUUGUUUAUACUUGACGAGAUUUUGUCACUGGCAUUGAAGCUUAUGUAUUACAUUCUAAUGCUGCGCGUGUAAAGUUGCUGUAUACAUAUUAUGUAGAGAAUGUUAUAUUUAUGUGUAUGCAUGCUAAGCCGAUCGGUUCGAUUAAUGCUUCCAUUGACGAUGGAUUGGCAGUUGUCAUUGUGAAAAUGACACUUACAUGUACGGAGCCCUUUAGCUGUGAAACUCCUUAUUGAAUACAUAUUUGUGUCAUGACCUUCUAAGAAAAAUUCGAAGGUUUUGCAUCAUUUACAACAAAGCAAAAGGUGGUUAUCUCUUCCUAGAUAGGGCUUACAAAUUAUUCAAUGGCAAUUUUUGCAGCGCUUGGCACAUAUUCUGCUUUGAAUAGUUUUAAUAUGCAUGCACAGAUGUUUUUAUUCCUCAUGAGUCAUAGUAGUAAACAACAGACCUUUAUAUCAAAAUUAUUUGAAGGUUUAACUAAAAGUUUGUAUGAUGAAGGUUGAAACUGAAGGAGGUAAAUGUUGAUGUUAAUAGAUAAUUAUGUACUUCUAUAAUUAUGUGGUUUUAUAUUUAAGAACAUUUUGCGCUCACUAAGACAAAGUUGUCGUUAUACUGUCGGUGCUACUUGUUACCAUGACAUAUAUAAAGUAGCAUGUUCAGUGCUUGAUGUCUCGUGAAGACUAUGAUGGAGUCAUAUUUCAGCUUGAUGUGAACAUUGACUAUGCUAGUACCUUACCCAAAUACCAUUUUGUCCACCUCGAUUUUGUAUUAGCUAAUUUGUUUAUCAGUAAUGUUGACAGUUAACAUUAAAAAACAUGUUUUCAAAUGUGCUCAACAACUAGUAUUCGCUGUUUGUUACCAAGUAAUCGUCUCAUGUCUUCAGUGCUGGAUUCUACAAUAUCUUGAUAUCCAAUGUUGGCCAGCAGCUAGUAGAUAACUUAUAACACGUGACAUUUGAGUGUUUGGUUACAAUUGCGACGUGCUAACCGUCUAACAUUUAGAUAAUGCGUAGUGGCCAACGAACACCUCACCUGUUUAUAAGUUCACUUAAUGCGUUUUUGUUUUGUGAUAGGUUAAUUUGUUUGCUAUUUAUUCUUGUUAUUGUUAUGCGAGCGGUAGUGCGUUGAUGUGAGUUGUAGAUAGAUGUAAACUCGCCUGUGUUCAAGUCGUGUGCCUUCAGAUCAAGGUUUGAUGCGAUAGGCGACUUGCCAUUAUAUUCGUCAGUGAUUGACCUGAAUACUUCAGGCGGUGUGCCUGCAAAUAGGGUUGGGAAACUUGUAAAAUAAUGUAUGUAAAUGUAAUAUCAGUCAAACUACGAACCUGUGAACUUCACAA
This is a messenger RNA of Priapulus caudatus, 6337 nucleotides long. RefSeq names its product CAP-Gly domain-containing linker protein 1-like. Bases 194 to 4675 code for a protein of 1493 amino acids. The record is from RefSeq and is a predicted model, not a curated record. NCBI's taxonomy places the organism in Eukaryota, Metazoa, Priapulida, Priapulimorpha, Priapulimorphida, Priapulidae. The transcript has 29 exons. Gene Ontology annotation, biological process: cytoplasmic microtubule organization. Gene Ontology annotation, molecular function: microtubule plus-end binding. Gene Ontology annotation, cellular component: nucleus; microtubule plus-end; cytoplasm.